AUGCCCGGGCGCGUGGCCUGCCCCUACGGGACGGACAUCGAGGGCCAGGACCUCCAGCGCCAGUGCCAGAGCCGCUACCGGCGGCACCCGAACAAGCCCCUCUUCGAAGUCGCGCCCUUCGCCAUGGGCGCGGGCUUCGCCGACGCGACGGGCCACGACCCGACGUGCAACGCGCGCAAGGACGAGUACGCCGUCAUCGCGCCGGCCGUCGGCGACGCGCCGAACGACUCGCUCUCCUUCUUCAUGGAGAACAUGCGCGCCUACGACGACCACAAGGUCCGCACGAACAAGACGGAGGCCGCCGUGACCAUCUUCCCCCUGGGCAUGCCGCCGAAGACGCGCCAGAAGAAGAAGCGCGCGGCGCCGCCGCUCACGGACGACGAGAAGUACGAGGCGCGGAACUGCUACGACGCGUCGCACCUCCAGUACGACAACAUGCGGCGACACGCGCGCGACGACCACGUCAAGCAGGUGCCGCUCCCGAAGCCGCCGUCGACGGUGCCCCGGACGACGCUGCGGAACCGGGGGCUCGACGCGGAGAUGAUGAUGGGCAAGGUCGACCGCUUCAAGCACUUCCGCGGCCGCGCGAUCAAGGUCGCCCACGUCGACGCGUUGCCGGGCGCGGCCAAGUGCGGCGCCGACCCGCUCACGGCCCAGCAGACCGUCGACUGCUACGGCUACGCCCUCUCGAAGCGCGAGGGCCUCAAGAACCCGACGUUCCACAAGGGCAUCAAGCGCGUCGCGCGCCACGUCCUCGACUCGGACCGCGUGCUCCAGCUCAUGGAAAUGAACGGCAUCCUCGAGCCGGAGAAGGCCUACGUCCUCGAGGCGGCGAACCUCCACCUCGAGGACAUUUACGAUCUGAGCGACGUGCCGCGCCUGCGGACCCUCGACGUGACGAACAACCGGCUGACGAACCUGCGGAACCUCGUGGGCGUGCGCCACCUGAGGGAGCUCCGCGCGGGCACGAACCGCAUCGACGACGCGGACGACGUCGGCGUCUGCAAGGAGCUCGAGGCGCUCUACCUCCAGGACAACCUGCUCGAGGAGGCGCCGCGGACCCUGGGCGGGUUGCGGAGCCUGAAGACGCUGCGCCUCGACCGGUGCCGGCUCAGCGGAUCCGUCGGGCCGGGGUUGGCGGGCUGCGCGGCGCUGACGUCGCUGGACCUGAGCGGCAACGCCCUCGCGUCCUUCGCGGGCCUCGCGAGCCUCGGGAGCCUCACGGAGCUCGACAUGUCGCGCAACGGCCUCACGGCCGUGCCGCUGGGGGCUCUCGAGGGCUGCCGCGCGACGCUCGCCGAAUUGCGGCUCGGCGACAACGAGAUCGGCUCCGUCGCCCUCGACGCCGCCGCGCCGGCGGACAACCCCGAGGCCGACGACGAGUCGACGGACGCGCCGGGCGAGGGCCUGAACCCCGUGCCCGCGCGCAUGCUCAGCGGCAUCCAGCGGAAGAUGAAGAACCGGCGGAAGGCGCCGGGCGCGCGGCGGCCGCCCGCGGGCCCCGCGGACGGCCGCGCGCGCGCGAGGCGCGGCCCCCUGGACGGGCUGAAGGCCUUCCACAACCUGAAGACGCUCGUGCUCGCGCGGAACCACCUCGCGUCGACCCAGGCGCUCCCGAAGUUCGCGGGGCUCGUCGAGCUCGACGUCUCCGAAAACCGCGUCGCCGACCUGGGCGCGCUCGCGGCCGUCGCGCCGAACCUCGACGUGCUCAACGUCGGCGGGAACCGCCUCGACGACAUCUCGGCCGUCGUCGAGGCGCUUGUGAAGCUCCGGGGUUUGGUCGAGCUCCACCUCGCGGGCAAUCCCUGCGCGACGUCCACCGCGACGGCCGACAUCCGCAGCGCCAUGACGCCCAAGGCCGCGGCGGAGGACGAGGCGAAACCCUGGCAGCGGCCGUCGAGCCGCGCGGGCGGCCGGCCGAAGACGCCGGGGGGCGGGAGGCCGGGGUCCGCGCGGCCGGGAUCCGCGCGUCCGGGAUCCGCGCGGCCCGGAAGCGCGCGGCCGGGCACGUCCGGCGCGAGCCGGCCCUGCACGGCCGCCGCGGGCGCGCCGGGCUGGGCGCUCCUCUGCGCCCGCGCCUUCGCGAAGCUCGAGGUCCUCGACGACCUGCGCGUGGAGCAGCCGUCGGCCGACGGCGACGGCGGCGACGACGACGCGUCCGCGCCGCUGCCGACGGCGGCGCCGGCGAUCAAGCCCCUGGCGACGCACCACACGAAGACGCUCGAGCGCCUCGAGCCCAUGGACGACACGGACGCGCGGGUCGCGGCCUUCCGGCGGCGGCUCGCGGGCGUCCGCGGCACGCUGCGCGAACUCGAGGUGAAGGAGAUGAAGCUCAUGUACAAGGACGACGACGCGCAGUCGCCGCGGACGCUGCGCAAGCGGCGCGGCGCGGAGCCGAACGCCAUGCUCCCGAAGCCGCCCCAGGCGCCGGAGCUCGCGAAGAAGCUCAACAGCUUGGAGCGCGCGCUGUCGUUCGGGCGGCCCGCGCGGCCCGCGGACGCCCCGCGGCCGUCGCCCGCGCGGUCCCCCGAAAGAAGCUCGAAGCCCGGGCCCGCCGACGGCGCGCCGCCGCCGCCGCCGUCCUUCGACGAGCAGUUCCAGGCCGACGCCGCCGCGGACAUGGACCGGCGCGACGCCGCGGAUUCGGCGCUCGACGACGCAAAGACGUGGAAGGCGCGCGUCGACGAGAUGAUCCGCGAGGACUCGGGCAGCGACUCGAGCGACGACGAGGGCGCGGGCUACGCCGAGGCGUCGCGCAAGGCCGACGCGGCGCUGCUGCGGUCGCUGGCCACGGACCCCGCGCCCGAGGCGCCGCCGGCGGUGCCGCCCCUGCCGCCGAACCUCGCAAAGGUCCUCGAGGACCACCUCACGCCGCGCAAGCCGUCGUCCCCCAAGACCUUCGACCCGUCGCCCGUGGACAUGGACGACCCGGCCGUGCCCCUCGCCGCGGCCCUCGCGGACGCGGACGCGCUGCCCGUCAACGUCGACCUCGACGACGACCCGGACGCGUUCGCGACGCGCGCCAAGUACGAGUCGAUGAUGCAGGACUACACGGAGGCCAUGGAGGCGGCGAAGAUCUCGCCGGCCAAGGACGCCGCCGCGGCCGACGACGACGAGUUCGCGGUGAUCCCCGACGAGCCCGCCGCCGCGCCGGCGCCGCGGAAGGCGCCGCUCCGCCGGAAGAAGAGCGGGCCCCGCGACGAGUUCAAGGUGCCCCGCGGGAAGAUCCAGCACUCGCCGCGCAACGUCCUUCCGUACAUGGAGGAGGUGUCGAAGGACAUGGACCCCGGCGCCAACGACCCGCUGAAGAUGACCUACUUCAAGGACGACCCGAAGCGCGACGAGCAGAGCGUGCGGGGCUGCUUCCUCGACGAGAUCUACAGCCGGCCGAACAUGGAGGAGCGGCUCGCGGAGAAGUUCUUCGACGGCGACGUGCCGUGGAUGUACGACAACCUGGACAACCUGCCCGAGCAGGCCUACGACGAGUUCUUCCAGGAGUAUUUAGUCGAGGCGCCGCCGCGCGCGGACCGGAAAUACAAGAUCAUCUUCUACGGCGUGUCGGGCUACACGGGGUCGCUGGUCAUGGAGUACAUCAAGCGCGAGUGCCUCGACGACUUCGAGGUGGCCUUCGCGGGGCGCACGCUCCGCAAGGUCGUGGCCAUGCGCGACAAGAUUCUGGGGGGCACGAAGUGGGCGAACGCGGACUGCCUCAAGUGCAACAUGGACAACCCCUUCGAGGUGGAGAAUCUCGUGGCGAACUGCUGCGUCGUGGGCAACAUCGCGGGGCCCUUCAUGCUCACGGGCGGCGAGCGGCUCGUCGAGGCCUGCAUCCACUACGACACGGACUACUGCGACGUCAGUGGCGAGAUCCCCUGGAGCGCCAAAAUUUUACAGUUCCACGACCUGGCGCGCGACGCGGGCGUCUACAUCGUGCCGUCGGCGGCCUACGCGGGCGGGUUGCCCGACAUCAUGGCCUACAUGAUGGCGCAGAAGAUGCGCGAGGUCGACGGCGGCGCGGAAAUCAAGAAGCUCCACGGGUACGUGUCCAUGUACCAGGAGAACGAGGGCACCGUGGGCUCUUCCGGCGGCACGCUGAGCACGCGCGCGGCCAUGUCCACGGGCGACAAGUGGGUGCGGUCCGUGAUGAUGAACCCCUUUGCGCUCGGCGGCAAGGUCCAGGACGGGUCGCGCGAGGAGGACCAGGACAAGGUGCUGACCAAGGUCUUCCGGGACCCCGUGGUCAAGUCCUGGGUCGCGCCCCACGUCUACGCCUUCUUCGAGACGCGCGUCGUCCGCCGGUCGAACAUGCUCCACAACAUGCUCGUCGGCGGGCCGGACAUGGGCUUCUGGUACGGGCCCGAGCUCAACUUCACGGUCUACGCGCUCAUGCCCGACGAGUCCACGGCGAAGCAGUUCAAGAAGGGGUCGACGUCCACCAAGGCCGAGGAGGAGCGGCUCCGCGCGGAGGGCAAGUACUACGGCGCGGGCGAAGGGCCGCCGCUCGACGAGCUCUUCGAGAUCGGCGUCUACUCGCUGUACCACAUGGUCGCCAUCUCCGACUCCGGGAAGAAGCUCUGCUGGUCCAUCAAGGGCCGCGACGGCUACUUCGAGACCGCGCGCAUGUGCGUCGAGACCGCGCUCACCAUGGCCUGCUCCGCGCCGGAGCUCCGGUCCGGGCCCUGCUCCGUGCGCGGCGGCAUGCUCGGCGCGGGCCUCGCGGGCAAGGACAUCCUCUUCGACCGCCUCCGCAAGAGCGGCAUGGGCUUCAUCGACUGGUCCCCGGGCACGGCCAACGACGGCAACCUCCCGGAGGACCGCGCGGACCACAAGGUCUGGGACAUGCGCCCGCCGCCGCCCAAGGCCGAGCCCGAGAACGAGUUCGACCGCUGGCAGACGGCGUCGAGCGCCUACGGGGGCUGGUACCAGCCGCCCCCGCCCAGCGCCUUCGGGCGGCCCGUGCCGCCGACGACGGCGAACCUCAUCAAGGCGGCGGAGCGCGCGUCCCGCAAGCGCCGCGAGAGCGAGGCGGCGAAGAACGGCCGCCGCGUGCUCGGCGCGACGGGCGCGGCGGGCAACGCGGGCGCGCCCGGCGGCACGAACGACGCCAUGUACCUGACGACGGGCCUGUCCCAGAGCAUGCUCGAGGGCCGGUUGCGCAAGGGCGGCUUCGGCCCUUUACGGCCCGCGGCGGAGGUCGAGCGCCGCGGCGGCGUCGACCUCGCGCCGGACGGCGCGUCCCGCUACGUGCCGCCGGAGCCGCCCGCCGCGUCGCCGACGCUACGGAUCACGGCGGACCCGGCCUUCGAGGCGGAGACGACGGCCGCCGCCGUCGAGGCCGAGGGCCGCGAGGCCGCGAAGCGCGUGCCGCCCAAGACCUCCGACUCGCAAAAGUCCGUGCGCUUCGACGGCGGCCCCACGGAGGAGGUGAAGCACUUCAUGAAGAACCCGGCCAUGCGCAAGAUCCACGACCGCGCCUUCGGCCACGAGUGGCAGGGCGACCUCGCGUCGCCGCUGGACGAGGCGAAGCGGGACGGCGGCGACCACUCCGUGAAGCACUUCAUGUCCGACAAGGAGAAGCGGAAGCUCCACGACCGCGCGUUCGGCAAGGAGUGGGACGGCGACGUCGUCAACCCCCUGGACGCCGCCCGCGAGGCGGGCGGCGACCACUCCGUGAGCCACUUCAUGCACGACGACGCGAAGCGCAAGCUCCACGACCGCGCCUUUGGGAAGGCGUGGCAGGACCCGGACGCGAAGCCCGAGUGGAUCGCGGCCGACGGCGCGGACCACUCCGUGAAGCACUUCAUGGACGACAAGGAGAAGCGGCGCAUCCACGACCGGGCCUUCGGGCACGAGUUCCUGGGCGACCCGGGCGCCGCGUCGCCGCUGGACCACGUCGACGGCGACGCCGCGGACCACUCCGUGAAGCACUUCAUGUCCGACAAGGAGAAGCGGCGCCUCCACGACCGCGCCUUCGGCAAGGAGUGGGACCCGGGCGCCGCCGAGGCCGAGGAGGCCUACGCCGAGCCCGCCAAGCCCGCGGCGCCCGCGCACCCCUGGAACCGGGCCGCCGCGGCCGACGACGCCGUCGCCUUCGCGCUGCCGCCGCCCGAGCCCGCGGUGCCCGCGGCCGCGGCGCCGCCGCCCAUGUUCAAGGACCGCCCCCUCCACGGGUCCGACCCGGAGCCGGAGGUCGCCGCGGACCCGCGGCGGUCGCCGGGGCCCGCGAAGGAGCCCGUGUUCCCCGUCGCGAAGCCGCCGGCCGCCGCCGCGGCCGCGCCGGCCGAGCCCCGGGCGCCGCCGGAGCCCAAGCCGCGGGCGCCCCUCAAGCCCGCGGCGACCCCCGUCUUCCAGCGGCCGGGCCGCGCGGUCAUCGAGGCGCCGGACCCGGAGAAGAUGCGCCGGGAGCUCCACGACGCCGCGUUUCCUCCCAAGCCCGAGCCCGCGGCGCUGGACUGCGACGAGGGCGUCACGAAGGAGGUGGAGCACUUCAUGCACGACUCGGCGCGGCGCAAGAUGCACGACCGGGCCUUUGGCCACGAGUGGCAGGGCGACCUCGUCAACCCCCUCGACGCGGCGCGCGCCGACGCCGGCGACCACUCCGUGGGCCACUUCAUGCAGAACGAGGCGAAGCGCAAGCUCCACGACCGCGCCUUCGGCAAGUCCUGGCAGGACCCGGACGAGGACAAGCCCCAGGCCCACGGCGACACGUCCAUCGAGCACUACAUGACCGACGAGUCGAAGCGCAAGCUCCACGACCGCGCGUUCGGCAAGGCCUGGCAGGGCGACGACGCGGCGUCGCCGUUGGCCCACGUCGACGGCGCCGAAACGUCCAUCGAGCACUUCAUGCAAGACAAGGAGAAGCGACGGCUCCACGACCGCGCCUUCGGCCACGAGUUCCAGGGCUGA
Molecule: messenger RNA, 6906 nt
Organism: Aureococcus anophagefferens
Lineage: Eukaryota; Pelagophyceae; Pelagomonadales; Pelagomonadaceae
Exons: 4
Coding region: 1-6906 (2301 amino acids)
Biological process (GO): glycolipid biosynthetic process
Cellular component (GO): plasma membrane
Molecular function (GO): protein binding
Source: RefSeq, a predicted model, not a curated record